AUGCAGAGGAAUCAGAUUAAAAAUCAUCUGCUGGGUAAGGCAUGUUUACUAGAUAUCACAAAUUUUUACAAAAUAAAAAGGCACGUAUCUGUGUUAGCGAACGAAUUAAGGAGUGGUAAUAUAUUUCUUCACAAUGACAAGUAUUGUGAAGUAACUGAACAGAGGCAGGUUAAACAGGGUCGACUGGCCACAACAAACAUGAUCUCCUUUAUCGACCUUAGCACAUUGAAGAGCUCCUCAACCAAAUUUGCAUGUCAGGCAAAAGUGGAAAAAAUUGAACCAGUCAAAACAAACGUGCAAAUACAAUACACAGACAAGCAGAAAAACAUAGUUGUGUGUUUAGAUGAAAAUUAUGAAGAUAUGGAAAUUCCAUUAAAUAUAUUUGGAAUUUCAGAGGAGUACUUAAAACCUGGUUUACAAAUAACAGUCUUCAAGCAUGAGGACAAAAUUGUUAAGGUUAAUUUGCCCUCAUCCCUACUGAUGACACUGCGGAAGAAAUAA
Messenger RNA from Plasmodium gonderi, 501 nucleotides. RefSeq lists its product as hypothetical. Lineage: Eukaryota; Apicomplexa; Aconoidasida; Haemosporida; Plasmodiidae. Gene Ontology annotation, molecular function: translation elongation factor activity. Gene Ontology annotation, biological process: translational elongation. Gene Ontology annotation, cellular component: cytoplasm. The record is from RefSeq and is a predicted model, not a curated record. Bases 1 to 501 code for a protein of 166 amino acids. The transcript has 2 exons.